Molecule: messenger RNA, 1242 nt
Organism: Opisthocomus hoazin
Lineage: Eukaryota; Metazoa; Chordata; Aves; Opisthocomiformes; Opisthocomidae
Source: RefSeq, a predicted model, not a curated record
AUGCCCGGGGCAGGCUGGACCAAGACCCAGAGUUCGGCGCUGAAGAAGAAACUGAUGGAGCUGCAUAACCAGAGCGAGAAAGCUGCUCGAGCGAUGAACACUGUGAAAACCAACCAAAGCCGAGCUGCUGAGACAGCUUCCAGAAAGAAAGAUUUGAUCAGAAGUGAGUUUUCAGAAAUUAAAGCUUUAAUUGAAGAAAGAGAAAAUGAGACCUUAAAAAUAAUUGCAGAGGAAGAAAAAAGAGUUUGCAAUAAGUUUGAUUAUAUUCACGGUAUUCUGGGAGGUAAGAAGAAUGAAAUCCAGUCUCUCAAAGAUCAGAUUGAGAUGGCGCUGACUGAAGGUGAUGACAUCCUGUUUUUGAAGAGAGCAGCAGCACUGCAACGAAAGUCAACAAAAGACACUUUCAUCCCUGUAAUUGAAAUGGACCAAAACUUGAUACAUUCCACUUACCAGUCUGCCAUUAACCUUAAAGACAUUGUGAAACUUUCGGUGUCUCAGUGUAGCGAGAAAAAAGCAGAAGAGCAUACCCGCAAAGAGAAAAUCCUUCAGCAGGCUCAAGCCCCUUUGCAGCUGGAAGCAGAUACCGAGGAGAAAAAGAAACCUGUUGAAGUUGCACCACCCACGGGACCACUAAAUGCUGCAGCUGCCAUGACAGUUAAAGAGCUUAUCAACAACUUUCUGAAGAAAUCCAGAGAGGAGCUUUUGCAGUAUGCUGCGAACAUCACGCUGGAUUACAACACAGCUCAUAACAAAGUGAUUCUGUCUGAGAGAUACACCAGGAUGUCUGUCUCAGACACCUCCCUGAAUUAUAACCACCACCCUCAGCGCUUCACUGAUUGUUCCCAAGUGCUGGGGUUCCAGUGCUUCAAGAGGGGCAUCCACUACUGGGAAGUGGAACUGCAGCAGAACAACUUCUGUGGUAUUGGCAUCUGCUACGGCAGCAUGGAACGGCAGGGGCCAGAGAGCCGCCUGGGCAGGAACAGCAGCUCUUGGUGUAUUGAGUGGUUUAAUUCCAAAAUAUCAUCCUGGCAUAAUGAUGUUGAAAAGUGCUUACCCAAUGUGAAGACUACCAAGAUUGGUGUGCUGCUCCACUGCGAGGCAGGGUUUGUGAUUUUCAUGGCUGUUGGGGAGAAGCAUAACUUGAUCUAUAAAUUCAAAACUCAGUUUACUGAAGCCUUGUACCCUGCCUUCUGGUUAUUUUCCAGUGGCACUGUUCUCUCUCUCUGCCAAAUGAAACAGUAA